AUGACGUCUUCUGCAUUUGUAAGCAUCCGUGUGCCGCAUUAUCUCUCCUCCAAGAACCUGCCUCUUAGCAGCAGCAUUUUGAGCAGCAGCAGCAACAGCAUUUUCAGCAGCAGCAGCAUCUUCAACAGCAACAGCAGCAGCAGCAGCAGCAGGAGCAUUGGUUCUUUCCUAUCUCGCCGUGUAUCCACGAUGAGUGCCCCAAGCAGCAGCAGCAGCAGCAGCAGCAGCAGCAGCAGCGAGGGUCGGCCUCGCUUUACUGUUGGUUGCGACUGGAAGGAGCCUUCAAGAGAAGGAAAGAGAAUAACAGGUCUUCGUGUUAACAACUCCUUAACAGGCCGAAAAACAGAAUUCAUACCCCACGAAGGCAACCGUAUUAGAUGGUAUGCAUGCGGCCCCACAGUAUAUGAUGCUGCUCAUAUGGGCCAUGCACGGACUUAUAUAUCUUUUGAUAUUAUUAGGAGAAUAUUAUCGCAUUACUUCGGUUAUGAUGUUUCUCUCGUUAUGAACAUCACAGACAUAGACGAUAAAAUUAUACAUAAAAGCAUGCAACAGGGUGUGCCCUUUCAAGAGUUGGCGCGGCACUGGGAGAAGGAGUUCUUUGAAGACAUGAAAGCUCUGAAUGUAGAUGAGGGCUCUGUUUAUUUUGAUAUUCAAAAGUUUACAAGUACUAAUAAACAUGUCUAUGGGAGAAUGGAACCUGGAUCUGUCGCCGAUCAAGAUAGGGUGCUUGAGGGGGAAGGCAGCUUAGGCGUCGUCUCUAGCGAAAAGAAGCACCCCUGCGACUUCGCUCUUUGGAAGAAAGCAAAGCCGGAUGAACCCUCCUGGGACUCCAAGUGGGGACCCGGACGCCCAGGCUGGCAUAUAGAGUGCUCUGCGAUGGCUUCGUCUUUGCUGGGCUUCCCGCUGGACAUUCACAGCGGAGGCGUAGACCUUCGCUUUCCGCAUCAUGACAACGAGCUAGCUCAAACUGAAGCAGCUAAAGAUAAAACUCAGUGGGUGAACUACUUCCUGCACUCGGGGCAUCUGCAUAUCUACGGCGCGAAGAUGUCGAAGUCUCUGAAAAAUUUUAUAACUAUCAAAGAAUGCUUGCGGCAGUUUAAACCCAGACAUAUUCGUUUCCUCUGCCUUAUGAACAGAUGGGAUGCCCCGAUGAACUACAGCCCGGAUGGAGAGACACUGCAGCAAGCAGCAGAAGUCGAUUCUUUUUUUGCCAAUUUCUUCGCUCUUUGCCGAUCGAAGUUAAAAUUAAAUACUCCAAUUAGCGACUUCCCGCAGAAGUGGACAAAGACAGAUGCACAGCUGCAUCAAACCCUUUCAGACACCAAAGAAAAAAUUCGGGCUGCAUUUUUGGACAACUUUGACACCCCAGAGGCUCUGGUGUUUGGAAUUGUCUCUGCCAGCGGUCUUCAUUACGAUAACGAGGAGACAAGUGCAGCAGCAGCAGCAGAACCUAUUGUGCAGUCUCAGUUGCGUUUGAGCGGCAGCAGCAAACGACAAGACGACGCUGGUGCUGCUCAGCAGCAGCAGCAGCAGCAGCAGCAGCAACAGCAGCAGCAGCAGCAGGAGGCAUUUAAAGAGCUUUUGGGGCUUUGCGACGAACUACGCGAUGAUAAACUUCCAGAAGCAGGUGUUCUUCUUCAAGAUAGAGCAGACGGGGCUUUUACCUUCAGGAUUGCAGCCAAGGAGGAUAUAGUGAAGGAGUUGCAGAUAAAGAAAGAAGAAGAACGCAAGAAGGAGAUGCAGAAGCAAGAAGAAAAACAAAAACAACAACAGCAACAGUAA
This is a messenger RNA of Eimeria acervulina, 1782 nucleotides long. Its product is annotated as cysteinyl-tRNA synthetase, putative. Gene Ontology annotation, cellular component: cytoplasm. Bases 1 to 1782 code for a protein of 593 amino acids. Lineage: Eukaryota; Apicomplexa; Conoidasida; Eucoccidiorida; Eimeriidae. The record is from RefSeq and is a predicted model, not a curated record. The transcript has 14 exons. Gene Ontology annotation, biological process: cysteinyl-tRNA aminoacylation. Gene Ontology annotation, molecular function: ATP binding; cysteine-tRNA ligase activity.